Molecule: messenger RNA, 3372 nt
Organism: Hylaeus volcanicus
Lineage: Eukaryota; Metazoa; Arthropoda; Insecta; Hymenoptera; Colletidae
Gene: mus304
Exons: 13
Coding region: 414-3149 (911 amino acids)
Source: RefSeq, a predicted model, not a curated record
GUGAUCAACGCUUGUUUGUGCACGUUUUGAAAGCAGCCUUCUGUCAUGCAAUUAAUUACAAACUAAUGUUUCAAUUGUCAGUUGCGCUGACAAGUUUCCAUAAUAAUCUCAUGUGUAACAUGAAGAGGAACGACAUCGAUUUCCGGUUGGAUUUUCACAUGAUUCUCAUGUCAUUCAUCGAAAGUAGAAAUUGUAAAGAAAACGCAGGCUAAGAAUGAAUUCGUACUCCAAAGAACGGAAUGGCACUUCACGAUAAUUAUUCGUCGAAAAGUUGCUGAUUAAAUUAUGUGAAUCGCGUGAAUGAUGUAAAUACUGACGACUUUAACAUUCGCUUAUGAAGAAUUGGCGAAAAUUUUGGGUUCAAGUGGAAUCAAGAUUUAUAUCUGUUGUACAGUGUUGCAUAAAGAUUAAAUAUGUUUAAACGAGGAGAAAAUAACAGAGAAAAUGAGGACCACGUGCCUGCCAAGCGACCAAAGUAUGAUUCGAAGAUGGGCACUACAGUGUCUACUUCCACGAAUGCUAGAGAAUCGACGAAUAAAAAGUUGGGGAAAACCGAUGAUGUGUGGGGCGAUGAUUUUGCAGAGGAGGAUAUAGAAGAGAUGGAUUUUAUUGCUACUCAAGCAUGUUUACAAGAAGAUAUUACUUUGUCUCAACCACGUGUAGAGCAAAGGGCAUUGUCUAUGCAGAGAUCUUAUAGCGAACCAUCCACCAGUAAAGGUGUUUAUAAUAUAAAGAAUUCUAUUAACCAAAUACCGAGACCUGUAUAUAUGUCGCAGUACAAUAAUCAGAGAAAGGAAGCCGAUAACAUAGUUGACAUUAGUAAUAUAGUUUCUGCAGACUAUAAAGAUUUUGAACAUAAACUAAUCAAUAAACAAGUGUACAAUUCAACAUUUAAGUUGGAUGAAAAUUUUGUUGUUCCAGAGUCACAAUACAUGGUAGAAUUGAAGAAAUUGAAACAUGAGAAUGAAAAGCUGUUAAAUAAUUUUAUAACUAAAGAGGGAGAAGCUGUUUUCUUACGUAACCAAUUACAACAAACUCAGUUGCGCGCAGAGAACGAUCGAUUGGAAAAGACCCGUUUUAUCGAAGAGCAAGAAAAUCGGCAUAGAACAGAAAUGAAUACUAUUUGUAAAGCAAAGGAGCAUUUAAAAACUCAACUUGAAUUACAAACGUUCGAAGUUGGAAAUUUAUUGGAACGCUGCAAAUUGUUAGAGAGCGGAGGUAUUAAAUUGACAGAGCCGCAUACCAUAAAUUUAAUAAAUAACGUUUCUAUGAAUAAAAGUAGAUUCAAUUCGCCGAUGAAACGGUCGUCGAUUUCAAACGCAAAGCAAACAAAAGUAAAAGAAAUUUGUGUUCAAGCAAACAUACAUAACAGAGGUAGUUACUGUCUCAAAACUUGGAAUCCGUAUUAUCCUCUUGCAAGAAUUCCUAAGUUAAUAUACGAUACACCGCAACCAGAGAAAUCGGUAGUGGAUAUUCAAGUGAUAGAAAAAACUGGACGAAGAAAUUUACCGAUUUUGCAAGAAGAAGAUACGUUCAGAAUAUUCGAAAACCCGGAGUUGGUGAAACCUAUAACUACUAUGAUAAACGACAAAAGAUUAACAGUGGAAUUUAUUUUACCGGAAAUAGCCACCCUUCAGCAAAAGACAGACUCGGAACUCGAGUCAGAAAAUUCGAUAUCGAUAAUGAAUAAAUUAGUUUCCACCGCGAGGGAGUUGAUCCUGAACGUGAUCAUGCUUCUUCAGACGAUCUUUCAAGCUAUGAGAAACGACGAUAUCCGAGAUAUGAACGACAUUUACUUUUCUAACUUGUAUUCGAACCCUGAUAUUUACGGGAAGUCCGUGUGCGACGCGAACGCGUGGCACGAGUGCGAACGCGGUGUCGAGACCAGGCGAGUUUUUGGCGUGUUGUCCUACGUGAGUCUGGAAUCGACGUAUCUUAGCAAAUACAUUGCAGGGAAGACACGAUUACUCACCGAUAGGGACGAGUCUUACAAACAUUACUCGCGCCAGAUGGUUCGCUACGACACGUGGGCGGAAAAGAAUCAGGGAUUCGAGAUGCUCAAGAUGAUUUUGCAGUUCGUUGUUUUAGUUGGAUCCACGAGAAGAUCCUAUCAAUUCAGCGGUCUCAUGUGUGCAAUCAUGAUGAUUAUAUGCAAUGUACAUAAAAAGGUCGAAUAUUGUUCCCAGGGGAUGGAGUACGUUUAUCAAAUUUUCAAGGAAAUAGUGUUCUCCAGACCUCUGCCUUACGGCUACGCGAUACUAAGCAAUAUGAUGAUGAUCUUCACCAAAUCUGCCACGUAUCUGCGAAAACUUUGCGUUAAUUCGCAGUCGAUGGCAGUGAACAAUUGGAAAGGCUCUCUACAUUUCACCCCAGACGCCUGCCCGUUGCAAAUCUUCCUGGCGCAGGUGGAGAAUCAUCAGUUCGACAUAAUAGCCGCGACGGACAUCACAGACGCAUUGUUGCAGUUCAUACAGUAUAUAUUGCAAACGGACGUUAUCCCGCUAAGGUCCGAGACCUUGGAGUCUUGCAAUUGUUGCAUGAAAUUGCUGCGAUUCACGAUAAAAACGUUGUGCAAGUGCGCGGAAGCGAAUCUGAGCGCUAUCAAAGAUUUCAAGGUGGACCAUUUCCCUCUGGAGCAGAAGGACUUUUGUCACUUGAAGAGUAUUUGCUCCAAACACUCUGCAUCGCGCGUAACACCGAACAAGAAGUGCAUAAGAAACAUUUACCAGGAGCAAUUCUCAGAUCAGAACGCCUGGACGGCGGUGAAGAGGAGGCAGGUGAAGGUAUUGAGAGAAGGAAUAAAAUUCUUGUCCCAUAUGGCGAUCUGCGAUCCCGACUUCGUCAUCCGAUUGUCGGACAUCGAAGAUUCGUUUCACUUGUUCAUGAGGAACAUAAGUGUCUUCGAUGACAUUGUACUUCAUGAAAAUGAACAGGAAGCAAUGAACCGAAUAAAGCAAACGUUCAUCUUAGACAAAACGUAUCCUCAACGCGAUGUCGAGUCCUUCGAGAGGGCCAACACGAGGAAUUUGAAUAUGUUAUCGAAUUUCGAGAAGAGGACCAUCGAACCUGCGUCUGCGGGAUCCACGAAGAACGACAAUCAUAAUAAGUUCUUGGUCACGAUGAAAUCAUUGUACAGCAGCAGAAUGUAAACUUUUAAACGUUAAGAAAUUAUUCCGAAGUGAAAUAUACUCAAUAUAAUACGAACAAAAAAUUAUAGAUACAUUAUUGUAAUUAAAAUUAGUCUACCACGGAAGAGUAGAUGUAUCUGAAUUUUGAUGCCAUCAACAUUUGUACAUAUUACCACGCAACAUACUCGAAAAUCGUUACCAAAUAUAUCGUUUUAUAAUUCCAAUAAAUUAUCUUCUAAGGUUU